This is a messenger RNA of Sycon ciliatum, 1895 nucleotides long. RefSeq names its product enolase-like. Gene Ontology annotation, cellular component: phosphopyruvate hydratase complex. Gene Ontology annotation, molecular function: magnesium ion binding; phosphopyruvate hydratase activity. The record is from RefSeq and is a predicted model, not a curated record. Gene Ontology annotation, biological process: glycolytic process. The transcript has 20 exons. NCBI's taxonomy places the organism in Eukaryota, Metazoa, Porifera, Calcarea, Leucosolenida, Sycettidae. Bases 209 to 1510 code for a protein of 433 amino acids.
GCAUGCACUGGGCCCAAAAAUCAGGGUCACGCUUGCGUGUCACACUUGCAUUUUCUGUGAUCUGGAGGAUGAGAGAGGAACCGAGUGUGAAUAGUGAGUUUGACCUUGGACAGUACAAAGUUAGUUGUUUUGAGUCGACAAGCCAUUUCGAAUUUGGGGAACUUCCGACCGUUGCCGAGUAACGAACCCUCCCCGUAACUAAGACACGAUGGCAAUCUCUCGCGUCCACGCCCGUCAGAUCUUUGACAGCCGCGGCAAUCCCACCGUCGAGGUUGAUGUUCACACUGGCAAAGGUGUGUUCCGUGCUGCUGUCCCAUCCGGAGCCUCGACCGGUAUCUAUGAAGCGCUGGAGCUGCGUGACAAGGACCCAAAGGUGUUUCUUGGCAAAGGUGUGUCGAAGGCACUGGCCAACAUCAAUGACACCAUUGCACCUGCUCUGAUUGCGUCAGGCCUUGAUGUCACCAGCCAGAAAGAGAUUGAUGAGCUGAUGCUGAAGCUGGAUGGAACAGAGAACAAAUCUGUUCUUGGUGCCAACGCCAUUCUUGGUGUGUCGAUGGCUGUGUGCAAGGCCGGUGCCGGUGAAAAGGGCGUUCCGUUGUAUCGCUACAUCGCCUCGCUGGCUGGUACCUCCCGUAUCAUUCUGCCUUGCCCUGCGUUCAAUGUAAUCAACGGCGGAUCUCAUGCUGGCAACAAGCUGGCAAUGCAGGAGUUUAUGAUCUUGCCAACUGGUGCAAAAACGUUCUCUGAAGCCAUGCGCAUGGGCGCUGAGAUCUACCAGCACCUGAAGAAGGUGAUCAAGGCCAAGUAUGGCCAGGAUGCUACCAACGUUGGUGACGAAGGUGGUUUUGCACCAAACAUUCUAGACAACCGUGAAGGUCUUGACCUUCUGCAGUCAGCCAUUGCUGAUGCCGGAUACACUGGCAAAGUGCAGAUUGCCAUGGACGUGGCUGCAUCCGAGUUCUACCGUGAUGGCAAGUACGACUUGGAUUUCAAGAACAAGGACUCAAACCCAGCAGACUUCCUAUCAGGCACUGCACUUGCUGACCUGUACCGCAGCUUUAUCAAGGACUAUCCAGUUGUAUCCAUUGAGGAUGCUUUUGAUCAGGACGACUGGCAAUCCUGGUCCGACCUGACCGGCUCUGUCCAAAUUCAGAUUGUCGGUGAUGACCUUACAGUCACCAACCCUAACAGAAUCAAGACUGCCAUUGACAGCAAUGCUUGCAACUGCCUCCUGUUGAAGGUCAACCAGAUUGGCUCCGUUACCGAGGCUAUCCGAGCUUGCCAAGUUUCACGCGAAGCAGGUUGGGGUGUGAUGGUCAGUCAUCGCAGUGGCGAGACAGAGGACACGUUCAUUGCUGACCUUGUUGUGGGACUUUCCACUGGACAGAUCAAGACUGGUGCUCCGUGCCGAUCAGAGCGUCUUGCUAAGUACAACCAAUUGUUGAGAAUUGAAGAGGAGCUUGGCGAGGAUGCUGUCUUCGCUGGCGCCAACUUCCGUCAUCCGCAGUAACUCCCAGCCCAACCAUUUACAACAACUGCUUCCUAACGUUUGCACAGCUGCUCAUAUUUUCUUAGCACUGCUCUGCGUACAUCUAUAUGUAUGCCGAUCCUCACACCUGGUGUUGUCUGGAUCUUGUUUAGCAAAGUGUCUUGCACACCAUGACAAUGAUAACUAAUAUCAACUUUAGUACGAUGCUAUUCCUAUUUGCUCAACCAUGAUUAGGACCUUUCCUUAUUCAAUACACCCUGUAAUCAGUUGCCAUGCCUUGCAUGUGACACAGUAGAACCGUGCUGGGUCACGUCCAUCUCUCUGAACACACGCAUCUAUCUUCUUUCACACGUGACGUUUCUACUUUGAUAGACGCAACAUACCAGUCUGUCUCGGAAUGCAGAAA